UAUAGAGCAGACCCGCCUGACCGCGGCUUAGGAGAAAGAGGAGGACGCGAAGCACCAUGGAAAAACGAAACAUCCCUCCCGCCGGUACCUCUGCCUCUGCCGGCCGAGGCAUGAAGGCCCCGGCGAUGCCGUCGCAGCAGCCCGGGGCCCCCAUGCCCCCGGCGAAGAGAGAGCGGAGGCCCAGCAUGUUUGAGAAGGAGGCAUAUGCACAAAUCUUACGGGAAAGACUCAGACAAUCUGUACAUGAUGUUCUGUAUGUUGAACCUCCAUUUGAUGACUCAAUUGCUGAUAUAGGUAAAGAUCAAUGGAAGACCAUGGGAAAAGUAAAAUAUGCCAACACAUAUAGAAUGGAGCCAUACAGAAAAUUCCAAGCUCAUUCAGUACAAAGGAAAGUUCAACAGAUACUAACGGACAGACUUAAGAAUGUCAAGUACAGUGAAGAAACAUUUUCUCUCUUGUCACUUGAACUGGCAGAUCGUGUAUUAGCAGCUGUCAAAGAAUUUGCUUUCUCUCGAUAUAAAUACAUUGUAAAAAUAAUACUUAUUCAAAAAACUGGUCAGUCAAUAAAAAUUUCUAGCAGAUGGAUCUGGGAUGUUGCUUGGGACACCUGGCUAGAAGCUAAACAUGAAGCCGAAUCAUAUGUUGCAUUGGCCCUAGUAUAUGCACUUUAUUGUGAAUAG
Molecule: messenger RNA, 680 nt
Organism: Vombatus ursinus (common wombat)
Lineage: Eukaryota; Metazoa; Chordata; Mammalia; Diprotodontia; Vombatidae
Gene: DYNLT2
Product: t-complex-associated-testis-expressed 3
Exons: 4
Coding region: 57-680 (207 amino acids)
Biological process (GO): microtubule-based movement
Cellular component (GO): cytoplasm; cytoplasmic dynein complex
Molecular function (GO): dynein intermediate chain binding
Source: RefSeq, a predicted model, not a curated record